ACUUUUCAUCCAUCAAACAGAUAUAUUGGACAACUUAGUCAUUACUAGACCUUUUUGGGAUAUUCAAUUCUCAGCUCUUAGUUUGUAUGCAUGGGAGGAUCAUCACGAACUAAAACUCAACUUAUGUAGUAAGACAUUUGGCAGGCACUGAUCCACAGAGGUCUUGAUCAGAACACGUUUGCUAUUUUAGUUGUUUAGACUUUAGAGAACAUAGGAUUUAUGAGAGGAAAUCUCUGAAGGUUGACCAACCGAAUUAGGUCAUUAGCAGUUUGUGACUUGGCAUUAAGAUAAUUUUCCACACUGAGUGUUGUUUCUUCUUCAAAAAUAGCUCCAUCAUUGCUCUAGAGUGACGUAUUAUUUUCUGCAUAAGGUUCUCCAGCAAUUGGGGAGAGAAAAAACAAAAAUCUGAUCAGAGUUUGGCCAUCUUAGAUACUUCCGGUGAACUUGUGAUGCAAGCCAUCUAGUUCUGCAUGCUAGUAUCAGUUGAAACUGUCUUCGUGGCUUUGAUCCAACAAACUCAUCCUGUAUGCAUUAGAUUUGUCAAUUGGCUUCUCUUUCUCAUUUCACUCUACUGCGAUCUUGCUAAAUCUCAUGUCACAGUAUUACCGUUCGGAUGAUAAAUCAAUCAAUUGAGACCACAUGUUCAAAAAUAUUUUUUUAAGAAAAUACAACUAUAUAAGAAUAUAAAAUAUACCAAAAAAUAUGGGAUCAUUUUAAACAUCUUGAGUUAUAAUUUUAUCGAGGCAUAAGAUAAUUUAUGAUUUUGAUUCCAAGAUCGCAGGAUCUCUUUCAUUUUUUUUUUUUUUCAUAUUGUUAACAAUCUAAAGAUAGGAUUACAUGAUGACUAAUAUAAAGAGGACUAAAAAUUUUUUCAUUGUUUUACAAUCACUUCAAAACCAGUCUGCUCUGACUGGACCGAUUGGUUCUUUUGAUGCACAGGAAACUGAUAGAUUGAACCCGGUUUAUUCUGAUUGUUUUAUCAUUUUUGAAGCAACUGGUAAAUUGGACAGAUCAGAAGUCCACUUAGUUUUUCAUUUGGUCCAGCCUGUCUGGUUCAUUUAUCAGUAUGAAUAAAUAGAGAACAGGGGAGGUGUUCAGCUUUCUCUUUUAAGUACAGAAAUGGUCCGGUCUUCAUAGAAGAGGGAAAGAGGCCAUAGAAAAUAUAUAGAAUGUUAAAAGAAAAAGGUUGCAUUCUCUUAAUUUUCUGUGCCUAUCAUGGGAAUCCAUAGGAAAAGCUCUUGGUUAUAAGGAAAGCAUGUUUUGUCUUCUUCGUUCCAGUGGCAAUGUGUCUAUAAGAUCAACCAAAGCAUCUCUCUUUUGAUUUUUGUGCAGCUCAGUAAUACUCAAAGCAACUGUAAUUUGAUUUUAUGAAAAUUCUUGGAUUCUUAUAUGCUUUCCUGGGAAUGCUACAUAUUACUUUUUGCUACUAUUUUGUAUUUUCACAAUUUCUUAUAUUCAUUUUCACUGCAAUAUACAAUAACAAUUCAUUCAACAUCUAGCAAACUACUAGAUGUCCAAUAUCAACAAAAACCAAACCUUUUAUAGAUGAAAUCAUGCAUUGUAUAUAAUUCUAUGUUAUAAUUGGUGCUCCUUGUCGUAGAUCAGUGCUUCUUAACAAAUGUGUAUAUUGACACCACCAUAGAUUGGAUUUUAUGGAAUGAAAGACAUACAUCUGAGCUUUGAACAAAAAGAUCUUGAUGAACUCUUCCCCUAAUAUGAGAUGGAGUUAGCUGCACACUGAAAUCAUCUGGUUUGAUCCUCAAUGCAUCUGAUCAUAUGAAACCAAGGUCCAGGAUUCUCUUAGUUUUUUUCCUUGGAUAUAUGCAGUGGGAUCUCUUGUUAUGCUAUUCAACCAUAUCAAUGGAAAUCCAAUAACUUUGGUGCACUUAAACCUUUGGGAGGUUAAUCAAAGGAAAUCCAAUAACUUCAAUGAGCUUAAGCCUUUGGCAAGAAGAUAAUGGAUGAAUGUAGUGGCUAAACAUCCAAAAAGUGGCUUGAGUUAUUUUGCAUCUUCUUUGGAAACCUCACAGUGUUGACAAGAGAUCAAUGAACAGAGUUUGCAUGGGGUAUUGCUGAUUGGAACCAUCCUUUUGUGGAUCAUUAGGCCUAAUCUUCUCAACAGUGGCCCUGCCACAUUUGCUGAAGAUUUCAUCGAGAAGACGAGGAGCUUCUUUGCCAGUUGAUGCCAUCAAAGUGAAAUCCCUCUCAUCCUUCUAUCAGUGGCUUUCUUAUGCAUAGCAGUUGGAACUCAAAUCUUGGAGUGUCUGUGGCUGAACUCAAUGCUGGACUGGAUUUGCUGACCAAUAUACAAAUUGCUAUAUGCUUGUAAGUAAUGGGGUAUGGGAAUGGAAAUUGACCAAGAAAUGAAGAGGGAACAAGGACUUCAUGGUGGAUCAAUGAAAAUGGAAGAAGAUGGCAGUACUGCACCUGAACUUGUAGCAAAUUGAUGAGAUUAAACAGGGACUUCAAUUCAGACAAAUUAUAAUGGUUUCUCUUCAUGACAGAUGAAGAUAUGAUACAAAAGUGUAUAGAUAUUGUGCUGGACUGUAGAUCAGCUGCCGAUUAUGUUUAGUAGAAUAAUAUGCAUGAUAUAAAGAUGAGCAAAUAUAGAUUCGGAAGCCUACAUGUGAUUACUGUUUAUCACGAUUGAUAUGGAAUGUUACGGAGAUUGACAGUAGAUUAUAUCUGAACAGUUGAAGUUUAUGUCAAUUAAAGUUCAGUCUCUGAUGUGCUUACAGCAUUAAACAGCCACAGAACAUGGGAAACUUAAUCUAAUAUUAACCACUGGAGACUCAGUUCAUGUCUUUGAGUUCAUUCAGAAGAAAUAAAAAAAAACGAACGUAUACAUAUCUAGAUUUAUAGUGUCUCAAAUUCUUGACUUAAUUCAGACAUGCUUUUGUAUAUGCUGUAGAAUAUGUGUAGGAACUUUUACUUGAAGAUGAGAAAGCCAGUUGGUCAUGUUCUGAAAAAGAGAGAUUAAUGAAAAAGGAGCAUAAAGAUGCAACAAAGAUUACCUGGGGCAUGUUCAUGUUGGUGUUUCAAGACUUCAUAUUGAUGAGCAUGGCACUUCUGUUUUCAUGUGCAUCUAAGAGCAUCUCUUGCUGCAGAAACAGUCUCAAUCUCACCAAAAUUUUUGACCUAAACAAUGGAGGAUUUGUGAGCUUAUGGCAUUACAUACAUAUCUGAUUUGCCUGUCUGAGACAAUUUUCCUUUUCUAUAUCAUACUGCAUUGUUCUCUCUGAGGGUUUGGUGACACUCCGCGAUACUGCCCCUAUCUUUGGAUCUCCCAAAUCUGAGCUUGAAAGUACCACCACAAAUCAGCACCUCUUACUUUGUCACAAGUCUUUCUUCAAGGAAGAACAAUAACUCAAAACAAUUUCCAGAGUGCAGCUUAGAAUCAGACAUUAUAUACAUAAUGGUUAUGCAACCAAUACUUACUGGAGAAGAAUUAGAAAAGUUUGAAUCAGUAAUGCUUCAUCCCCAUGGGGUAUGUGAUUGAUUGCCAUAUCAAAAUUCUUCAGAGAUAAGAAAGCUGUGACAUUGCCAUGAAGCAUAUGGGACAAGGUUAUCAUACUGUGGGCAAAUUCUCUUCUUUGUUAAGAAGAUUCUUUUAGCAAAAAUAGAUCUUUCUUCUUGUACAUGUGCCAUUUUGUUCUUGGCAGUGCUCGGUAUGUAUCUUGCAAACCGAGUCAUCCAAUGUCCUGUGAAGUGAGCUGAGGCAGACACAACAAAAUGUAGCUCUUUUGGACUCCUGCGAUUGGCCGCCACAAUGGUCUGCUCUCAAACCCUCGUGGCGUUUGUGAGAUCAUCAACCGGUGAAGGUGUUGGAAUCUCCUGAUGUGUCGCGCCGGGCAGCGAACUGGAAACGCCGGCGGCGCCCGGAGCGAACCCCGAACGGUACCUUAUCCGCUGUGGGCCCCGCUCGCCGCGUCUUCUAUGGUCGUACGCCGUCCGAUCCGAAGCAUCGGACGGUUGCGGUCUCGUCCCACUCGAACCCGCGUCCGCUUAUCCGCGUUGGAAGCAUGGAGAGGAGGAGCGAGAGAAGGGUGAAGAGAGAAAGGGGAGAAAAGAGGGGGGGCAGGCCAUACCCGUGGACGAGAAGUCCGCCCCGUGCUAGUUUCUCCCGCCGCCUCUCCAGUUCGCCGAACCGAAUCAUGGAGGGAAAGCCUCGGCGCGCCGCGCUGGUUUUCCUGGUCGCCUUUGUUGCCGUGGCGGCGGGCUCGCCGGCCUGCCCCAGGCCCUCCGUCGUAGACACGAUCCUGGGUCGGCCGGACUCUUGCUGGGAUUCGGAUUCUACGCUGCCUCUCGGUGCUUAUCAGAUCGGCGUCGUUGAGGGAGAUGAAGCUACUUUGCAGAAGGCAUCGAGUAUGGUGCAAAAGAACAGGGAGGACUAUGUGGCCCUGCUCUUUUAUGCAUCCUGGUGUCCUUUCUCUAAAAUUUGUCACCCAAAUUUCCAGAUCUUGUCUAAAUUAUUUCCAACCAUCCGUCAUUUUGCAUUUGAAGAAUCUGUUAUCAGGCCAAGCAUACUCUCAAGAUAUGGAGUGCAUGGUUUUCCAACCCUUCUUCUUCUAAAUUCAACUAUGAGGGUGCAAUAUCACGGUUCACGAACCAGAAAUUCUCUAGUUGCUUUUUACAAUCAUGUAACAGGUGUCGGUCCAUCACCGAAACUGGUCUUCCUGGAUAAUGUUAUGGAUCCGCCAGAUGAUACUGAGCUCAAAGAAGACAUGCAGGAAAACUGCCCAUUCUCAUGGGCAAGAUCACCAGAGAAACUGCUGCAGCAGGAUGGUUAUUUGGCACUUGCGAGUGGUUUCCUGCUGAUGAGGCUGCUUUACUUCCUUUUUCCGAGACUUAAUGCAUGUUUUCAGCGAGCUUGGAGGAGGCAGAUGCGAUAUGCGAGCGUGAGGAAUCUCUGGAACUAUUUCCAGGCAUACACUGAACAGGCAAAGCAGGAAGGCAGUAGGUUGCAUCCAUGCGAGCGGCAUCAUCUGCAGGAAGGUGCAAUGAGUGCCAGAGCCUGGGCUUCCCAGUCAUUAGCGUCGGUCACUCUUGGCGAACCUAGUUCUGGGAGAGCAUACUCUACGGGUCGAGAAAAAUUAGGCUAAGAUGCGGCUGGUUGGCUUUAAUUGUUUGUAUAGUUGAUUACGUAGUCAAAAUCCGUUUUGUGUUUUGGUUAUUGGUUGCAACAAUUCUUCCACAUUCUCUUUUACUCCAAGAUGCUCGAAUUUGCUCAGUAAUCCCUGUGGAUGAUGUUAUUGGUUGCAACAAACAAUUCUUCCUUGUUGAUGAUGCUAUUUUUUGGUCA
Messenger RNA from Musa acuminata AAA Group (dessert banana), 5302 nucleotides. Its product is annotated as 5'-adenylylsulfate reductase-like 3. Bases 4023 to 5102 code for a protein of 359 amino acids. The transcript is spliced from 6 exons. The record is from RefSeq and is a predicted model, not a curated record. Lineage: Eukaryota; Viridiplantae; Streptophyta; Magnoliopsida; Zingiberales; Musaceae.